CAGUGUCUCCUACCUCUACCAUCUUGACCAUCUGCAACACACACGCACAUGUCUGUAUAUCUUCAGAGUCGAGGGCUUGAACCAUACCCAUCAUCAGCCAUGUUCUCCAUGCAGCAACAACACCACUACGCCUACCAGGCGCACCAACCCCAACCGCCCCGUCAGUAUUCCGGCCACGGAACAAGCAGUGCUUUCAGCAGCUCGGCAAACCCUGAUGAGGACUGGACAAAGAUCUCAGAUCUGGCUGAGCGCAGGAGAAUUCAGAACCGCAUUGCUCAGCGCAACUACAGGAAGAAGCUUAAGAAGCGCCUGGAGGAUCUCGAGAGGCGGGCCGGCACAUCAGAUGACUCCUCGUCGUCACCCGGAACAGAAAAGACCAGUCCCGCCAGCAAGACCACAAAACGCACCCAACAACAAACUGCAAAGGCCCAGAAACAGGCCUCGGUGUCGCAGCAAAAACCGGUGCCGGUCAACAAGAAUCAGUUCACACCCCCGAUGCAUCCCGAGGACGACUACACCUUUGGCGCUUCGUACGACGAGAGGGACCGAUCGCUUUCGCACUCGCCGCCCAUGUUCACCUACCCAUCGUACCCCCCUCCCCCCGAGGAGAUGCUCUACGCGCCCGUGCACUCGUACCGGGCGGUGACAACAGAGGCGCCCUACCACGAUUACUAUACAACUGCGCCAGUACCGGUGACGCUCCCCUCUAUGGCACCUUUUAGCGACGCCAUCAAGCGUGAGCCGGGCUAUCCCGGUGCGGACGACACUGUUUACAUGAACUACGGUUAUCUCCCGAGCGUCGACAUGAAUACCGGGGCUCCUUCACCAUAUGACAACAUGCCUCACACUCCUCCUCUGCAACACCCAUACGAUCACUCGGCGAGCUGCUCCGAUUCCGGUAGCUACGAGUACCCUAGGACACCCUUAUCGAUACCUAGCUCCCCGGGCAUGGUCUCGCAACACAUGUGAAGCCUCUCUCUCUCUUCACUUCAUGAUGACUUUGGCCAUUGCCAGUUGUGGGGAUGGUCAGGGGCAAACUUUAUCUAUUCGCUUCUACACUGUACAACUUUUUGGUGCUCACAACCCAUGUGGGAAUUUUGGAGAUUUAGGGGGGGGGGGGGGAUGGACUUAUAAAGGAAAGGGACAAACCGGUU
Messenger RNA from Neurospora hispaniola, 1154 nucleotides. RefSeq lists its product as uncharacterized. Bases 49 to 969 code for a protein of 306 amino acids. Gene Ontology annotation, molecular function: DNA-binding transcription factor activity. NCBI's taxonomy places the organism in Eukaryota, Fungi, Ascomycota, Sordariomycetes, Sordariales, Sordariaceae. The transcript is spliced from 3 exons. Gene Ontology annotation, biological process: regulation of DNA-templated transcription. The record is from RefSeq and is a predicted model, not a curated record.